CGAUAUCAUCUUGCGAAUAACAUAACAUACCUGUAACAUGUCUCGUUUCCUUCUCGUUGCGUUCGCCAUUUUGGCAACCUUUUCUGUUUUAAUACUGGCGGGUUGUCCACCUAAUGAAGUGUGGAAUGACUGCGGUACUGCUUGUCCACCUACUUGCGAGAAUCCUAAUCCCGAAUUUUGCAUUGAGAUAUGCGUUCCAGGCUGCGAAUGUGCACCAAAUUAUCUUAGAAAUGAUCAGAGUAAAUGUGUACUACAAAGAAAUUGUUAAUUUUUUUUGAGGCACGAGAAAAAUUACUUCCUAUGGAGGGGACUAUUAUUUUAGGACUGCUUUACGAAUUAUUUUCACGAAAAUUCCUUUUUCAACGCGUUAAAUUCAACUCU
Messenger RNA from Frieseomelitta varia, 381 nucleotides. RefSeq names its product chymotrypsin inhibitor-like. Lineage: Eukaryota; Metazoa; Arthropoda; Insecta; Hymenoptera; Apidae. The record is from RefSeq and is a predicted model, not a curated record. The transcript is spliced from 3 exons. Bases 38 to 268 code for a protein of 76 amino acids.